Entrophospora candida is the source of this 270-nucleotide messenger RNA. The record is from the annotation of a GenBank genome assembly. NCBI's taxonomy places the organism in Eukaryota, Fungi, Glomeromycota, Glomeromycetes, Entrophosporales, Entrophosporaceae.
AUGAACAGAACAAAUGCGAAGAAAAGAAAUCCACCUCCAAAUCCUACUUUAACCGAAAAGUUCAAAGAAAUUGCUACUACAACUGAGGCAAUGUUGCAGACGGUUCCUGAACUUUUGAUAACCGAAUUCCAGAAUCGUUUAGGAUUUGUAGAUCUUAUUUUCGGAGAACAUAAUGAAACAAAACUCAACAUUAAAUAUUUUUUUCCGUCUGCUGAAGAACAAGUUACAAGGCAUGUGAAUGUAAUUGCACAUGGAUCAGUACAAAAAAAG